AUGAAUCAGUAUCACAUCUACGACCAGAUCGGCAAGGGACGCCACUCGGUGGUGUACAAGGGCCGCAAGAAGAAGACAGUGCAGUAUUUCGCCAUAAAGAGCAUCGAGAAGUGCGAAAAGCCCAGAGUCCUUCAAGAGGUGCGCACAUUCCACACGUUGGACCACGACAACGUCCUCAAGUUCCACGCCUGGUACGAGACAGCCAACCAUCUGUGGCUUAUUCUGGAGUAUUGUGUGGGCGGCGAUCUUCUUGCCCUUCUACGACAGGACUCGAAGCUGCCGGAGGAGUCCAUUCAUGACUUCGCCCGUGACUGCGCGCAGGCCUUGCAGUUUCUGCAUUCCAACAGCAUCAUCUACGCGGACUUCAAGCCGUCCAACGUGCUGCUCGAUGAGAACGGCCGACCCAAGCUGUGUGACUUCGGCCUUGCGAGGCGUCUCACGGACAUAGCCAAGGGCUCCCAAGCCCAGGCGCCGGUGCCCAAGCGCGGAACGCCAUGCUACAUGGCGCCGGAGCUGCUGCAGGAGGGCGGGGUGCUGUCGUUUGCGUCCGACCUGUGGGCGCUGGGGUGCGUCAUGUACGAGUGCUACGCCGGCCACCCGCCCUUCCACUCCCCCACCUUCUCCGCGCUCGUCUCCGCCAUCCUCACGGAGCCCCCCCCGCCCCUGCCCGGGACACCCUCGGUGGAGUUUCAGGACCUUGUGAUGCGGCUGUUGGAUAAGAAUCCUGGGACCAGGAUGGGGUGGGAGGAGCUUAGGGAGCAUCCCUUCUGGCAGUCGCCUAUCAAGGCGCUGCCGCUGCCGCCGCAACCGGCGCUGAAGAACUUUCUCCGCGCGCAGGCGCAGGCGGAAGCGGAGGCGCAAGCGCUGGCGCAGGCGCAAGCAGCAGCGCGGAAUGGGGGGGUCAGAGGAGCGGGGGAAGGGCGGGAGGUGAGCGGGUCGGGUGAGCGGGAGGGGCGGGUGGCGCUGGGGGACGUGGCGGCUGCGUGCGGAAAUGCGGGAGAUGGGGGGCUUGCGGGGAGCGCGGAGGGCAGACGAGACAAGGACGCGGAGGGGGCCGAGGGCGCGGGCGGGAGUUACAGGCACGGCGGAGGGCUGAAGGCGGGGAGUCGGGAGGAGGUGCUUUUAGCGAGUCACGACAUGGAAGUGGAUUUGGAAGAACGGGGCCAUGGCGCGGAGCGGGAGCGCGGCGCUCAUAUCGAGGAUGCUGGCGUGGAGAGCGGCGAGGAGAGCGCGAGCAGCGGAGGGGAGGAGGCUGCGGUGGGGCACGCGCGGAAGCGGGGGACUCAUGCGCGCGGGAGUUCGGAUGUGGAGGAUGAGGGUGAAGGGGAGGGUGCGAGAGGGAAGGGGGAGGGGGAGGAUGAGGGCGAGGAGGACGAGGCUCCGGCAUGCAUGACAGCAGCAGCAGGAAAUGCAGCAGGAACAGGAGCAGGGGCAGGGGCAGCACUGCCGCCAGUCGCAGCGGCGACUGGCGCGGCAGUGGCAGCGACGACAGCGACAACGACGACCACGACGACUAGCAUGACGACGACGAGCAUGACGGGCGGUAGCGUCACCUCCGAGGAAAUCGAGCUGGACCUCAGCAGCGGCGCCGCCACGCCCCUGCACCCCUCCUCCGCGCGCCACCCCAGGGAUGCGCGCAAGGGCGCGGGGGGAAGAGACGGGGGGAGGGAGGGAAGGAUGCGGGAGGGUGAGGAGGAGGAGGUGGUGGGGGGGUUGGCGGCGGAAGGGAGUGGAGAGGGAGGGGGUGAGGAGCAGCAGGUGCGCGGGGGAGGGGAGGAGAAGCGCGGGGGAGGGGAGGAGAAGCGCGGGGAUGGGAAGGAUGUGGUGGAGGGAAGCGCGCAUACGGAGGGCGAGGGCGCGCAGCAGGCGGGAGCAGCGGAGGGGCGAAGAGAGCAGGGGGCCAAGGCGGCAACAGAGGGGAGAGGAGGCCGCGGGAGUGAGGGAGAGGGGCGGGCAGCCGAGGGGCCGGCAGCAGCAGGCGGCGCAGGAGCAGCAGCAGCAGAGGCGGAGAAGGCGCUGUCAGCAGUGGACGUGAUGUGGCACGCGUCCGACGUGGCAGUGAAGCCCAUCGUGCUGAACCGGCGCAUUGAGAAGCUCCCCGAACCCGCCUUCGACGCGCGCCACCUCCCCAUGGACCCGCUCGCCCCCGCUGACCUCGUCAAGCUGGCGGGCGGAAGCUCCGCCGCGGAGGGGCAGCAGCAGCGGGGGAGCAGCAGCGCGGCGGACGCAAUGCUGGGGCGGCUGGUGGGGGUGAUGUCGGGGAGCUUCUCCCUAGCGGAUAAGCUGAACGUGCUCAAGUACGUGGAGUCUCUGGCGUACGAUCCAGACGCGGCGAACGUGGUGAUCAACAGCCCGCUCAUGGUGUGCCUCGUGAAGUUCCUGCGCAACUGCAAGGUGCCUGCGCUGCGCGUGGAGCUCUGCACCGCCAUAGGGCUGCUGGUGCGCCACGCCACGGCUAUCCGGCGGGAGCUGGCGGCGAGCGGGCUGGUGGGGGUGCUGGCGGAGUGCCUGCGCGACAAGCAGGAGAAGGUGCGCCGGCGCGCCAUGGCUGCGCUGGGGGAAAUGGCGUUUUACAUCGCCACGCAGAGCCCCACUCCUGCCGCUGCUGCCGCCGCUGCUGCUCCGUCCCCUGCGAGCGGGUUAGUGAUGGGCGCGACAGCGGGGGGAGGGGGGUGGCAGCUGACAGGCACAACGGUGACGCCAAUCAUGGCGAUGCUGCGGCGAGGGGAGGACGAGGUGACCAUGCACUAUGCCGUGAAGACCAUAGAGAAUAUUGUCAGCGAGGGCCCCGCAUGGGCGGCGCGCUUUGCCACGCAGGAGACGGUGGGGAACCUGUGCCACAUCUUCCGGCACAGCUCGUCGCGGCAGGAGCACCUGAAGCUCACUGCCGGGUCGUGCCUCGUGCGCAUCCUGCGCUUCGCCCCCUCGUGGGUGGCGCUCGUGUUGGACCGAAUCGGCCCUAAAGAGGUGGUCACAGCGCUGGCGAAAGCGGCGCCUAGGGAGCAGCAGCUGCUGCUGACUCUUGUGAAUGUGGCGCUUGCUGCUGCUGCAGCGGGGCAGCUGCCUGCACGGCAAAUGGCAGCGUUGACGGAGGACAAGGGGGGUCUGCCUGCAGUGGCCGUGGGGCUGCUGCUGCAGGAGCAAGCCACGGAGGUGCUGCGGGGCAAGGCUCUCUGCUGUGUUGCGCUGCUGCUGCGCACCAACUGGCGCCUGCUCGUACCGUUCUGCACCGCGCACAAGCUGGUGCCGGCGCUGGAGCGCGUGAGGAGGGAGGCGAAGCCGGGCGGCAAGGAGGAGGCGUUUGUGGGCAUGUGUGUGGAGGCAGGGGUGCGUGCGGUGGGGGCGGCAGCGGCACAGCUUAUGGCUCAAAUACCUCAAGACGUGUCCGUGCUUGUGGCUGCUGUUGCUGCCACUACCUCCGCCUCUGCCAGCUCUCCCAUCCCUUCUGGUGCCCUUUCUGCUCCGUCCCCUUCUGCCGGGUCCCUGUCUCGCAAAGCAGGCGCCGCUGCCGCUGCGGCUGCUGCUGCUGUUGCUGCGGUUGCGGCUGCAACAAGGUCAGGCAGUGGCGGGGGGGCAGGGGAUUCGUCCCCGCAUACGACCCAGCAGCAGGCGAUGCAGCAGCAGGCGCUGCAGGCGAGCAUAGUGGACAUGUUUGCGGUGGUGGUGAUGAUCAUGACGAGCCCACUGCUGCGCCCGCUCAUUGUGGAGGCAGUGCUGCUGCAGCACCUCACUCACUGCCUCUCCCUCUGCCUCGCCAGCUCUGCAUCGCUCUACCCGUUGGAGCAGCUGCUAGCAGCGGUGCUGCAGGCAGUGGAGGCGCUGUGCCAGCAGCCGCAGAAGCUGCUGCAGCACACAGCAGCACUCGCCAGUGGGCUGCUACCCGCCCUCGCACAGCUCUACUCCAAGGCACCAGCAGGCGAGACGCGGUUCAUGUGCAUCAAGGUCAUGGGCGACCUGUUCGCCCUGCUGCUGGACCAUCUCACUGCUCUCAGACAGCAAGGGCGCGCGCAGCAGGAGGGAGAAGGCGAAGGGGAAGGGGAGGAGGAAAGGGAGAGGGAGAGGGUGAAGGUGGAGUGUGAGGCGGCACGAGCAGUGGUGCAGGAGCUGGUGUGCAGCGAGGUGCUGCCGCUGUAUGGUUCCCUCAUGACUGAUGAUGAGCCUGUGCCCACCUUCGCCCAGAAGCUUCUCGUGAACUUCCUGGACCAUUCGAUCGUGUCAGUGGAUAGCAUUUUGUCACUGGGGCUGGCGGCGUGCUUCUUUGAGAGGCUCGUGGGCGAGCCGGCGGCCAUCAACAUGCACACGCUGCGCCUGUGCCUCAUCCUGGCCGCGAAUCCUGCAGUGGACAAACGUGCGUUUGCGCACCUGCACCUGGUGCCGCGCAUGGGUGCACUGCUGGAGCACGUGUGGCAGUGUGCCAUGGCGGAUUUUGUCGACCCUGUUGUGUCUCUCUGCCUGCUCGUGCUGGAGCGACAGGUGGCGGAUAACGGCAGUGGGGAGCAGGAAGGCGGGGCGGGCGAGGAGGAGGUGGAGCAGUUGGCAGAGUUCACGCGCGUGUUUGUGCACCUCUGUGCGGACCCAGACCCUGUGGUUGCAGACAUUGCUUCAGACUGCCUCUCUCUGCUGCUUCACGCUGUUCCCGACCACGUAGGGCUUGCUCUCGCUCCGCAUAUCCCUGAUGUCACCACGGUUCUUGCCAGCACGGUGCAGCAGCUGCAGGAGCUGGAGCAGCAGCAGCAGGAGGGAGGGGCCGAGGCAGGGGAGGAGACCAGUGGAGCGGAGCUAUCAUUAAAGGUGCAGGUGUUGCUGUUGAGAGCAGCAGGGUGCACGUGCAAGGAGUUGAGAACGGCGAUAGUGAGGAGACGGGAAGAGGUGGCAGCGCCUGUGGCGGAGCUGCAUCAGCUGCUGGGGCUGGCGAGUGCGGCGGCGAGGAGCAGUGCGGUGGAGGAGGUGGUGGAGGCGGCAUCGUCUACUGCCACGGACGUGCAGAGACUGCUGCGCUGCUGCUCCUGA
Messenger RNA from Closterium sp. NIES-65, 5010 nucleotides. Lineage: Eukaryota; Viridiplantae; Streptophyta; Zygnematophyceae; Desmidiales; Closteriaceae. The record is from the annotation of a GenBank genome assembly.